Molecule: messenger RNA, 1195 nt
Organism: Coregonus clupeaformis (lake whitefish)
Lineage: Eukaryota; Metazoa; Chordata; Actinopteri; Salmoniformes; Salmonidae
Product: lamin-like protein
Exons: 2
Coding region: 44-994 (316 amino acids)
Source: RefSeq, a predicted model, not a curated record
AAGACUAGAGAAGGUAGAGAAGGAGAAUAACAAGCUUAAAAGUAUGAUUGAAGAGAAAGAGAGGAAAGUAGAGAAAAUACAUAAGAGAUAUGAGGAGAAUGAUGGAAUGUUGAAAGAGAUGGAGCAGAGAAGCACAAUGAGAGAAAAGGAGACAGAAGAGAGACAUAUGGAGUAUGAGCGAGAGAAAGAGGCCCUCAAACAAAUGUGUGUGGAGAACGACAGAGCAUUGGAUCAGAUGGAGAAGAAGCAUAAAACAGAAAGUAAAGAACUGAGAGACAAGAUAGAAAACCUGGAAAAGAGAACGUUUGAAAAAGAAGAGGAGUUGAAUGCCACAAUAGCUGAUUUACAGAAACCGCUACAGGAGAAUAAACACAGGUAUGAAAGGAAAGAAGGGGAGAUAUCAAAACUUGAGAGAGAUGUAGCGGAGUUUAACCAUCAGAAUAAAGUGAGAGAAGAGGAGUUGAAUGCCACAAUAGUUGUUUUACAGAAGGAGUUACAAGAGAAUAAACAAAUGAAUGAAAUGAAAGAAAGGCAGGUUUCAAAGCUUGAGAGAAAGGUAACAGAGAUUAAGCAUGAGAAUAACGUGAGUGAAGAAGACAUGAUCAACCAUCUGAAGAUUAAGGAGGAUCGAAUGCAACUACACAGAGAGGAAUCUACAGCACCUGCAGACAUGGUGGACACCUCUUAUCUAAAGACUCAACAUAGACAUUUGAGAAAGACACAGAUGUUGUCACAGAAGGAAGAGGAGAGGCAGAGGGACACAGCAGGACGAGAGCAGAGUGUUGGAGAUGAACAGGGAGUAGCACCAUGGCUGAAGGUUGGGGCAGCAGUACUGGGGGCAGUGGUUGGGGCCAUGGCUUGCUCUGUGAGGGCACCACUAAGGGCAGCCACAGGGACAACUAUAGGGGCUGCAGCAGGGUCUCUACUGGGGAGUUUACUGAUACGAGGUGAAGAGGCCAGAGAGAAGAAAAUGGAGUCUGAUUCCCCUGAUUAGCCAUUGAAACAGAUGGCCCAGCACAUUGUAUAAUCUGUUUGAGAAGCAGAAUUGUAGUUCUGUAAAUAGUUUUAGGGAGACCCCUACUGGUAAAAGGAGCAGCUAACGUCUUUGCAUAAAGGGAUAGUUCGCCCAAAUUACAUAUGGUUUCCUAAUUACCUUGGGUGACUGUCCCAAACUUUUCGUAGUCCGUAGCGCUAA